UCAUUGACUCAUUGUUAUGGUUAUUGUUAUUAUUAUCAUUUAAUAGAUAAGUCUUGUUCAAUUAAGCCAAAUGGUUGAAUCAUGGAAAUGUUGAAGGACAUGAGAUUUUGGUGCCUGUUUCUUUUCCUGCAUUUUAUUUCCUUAUCUGAGAUUUUAUUGCUUUUAAUUUGAUUAUGAAUUCUUAUAUAAGUUUCCCUUUAUCAGCUUUUUGUUCUGUAGUCUGGAAACUGUGCAAAUUGUUCUUGUUUGUUCUUCAGUUUGAGUAGCCAAACAGAUAGGCUCUUCCAAUUUGUAUGAUUGCAAAAUGGGAAUUUUGAAUUAAAUGUGGGCAUGGUUUCUCACGAGAUUAGGGUUUUGCUUUCAAAUUGAUGCAGAUUUGUCUUUCUUGGAUAUUAGUUUAUUCUAGGCUUCUAGCAUAUAUGGUAUUCCAUAAUUGGGUCCGAGUCUAUGUGGUUUUGAUCUUUCCUGAUAAAUGAGUUGUAUUUAAAUUUUAAAUCUCCAAACAAUUCUACUCAGCUGGUUGAUGCUGAAGUGGAAGAGGAAGAAAUUAAAUGGAAGUUUUUAGCAUCUAGUCCUUCUUUUCUAGUUGCUGAAAACGAAAAUGACAUACUCAAUUCUGCAAUAAAUAGUUGAAUGAGUAUUUUUCUAAAGAAAAAAAAGAAAAAGAAAAUGAAAAUCCUGUGCAUUCUAAUCUUGGAGUGUACGGGAUUCAUUGCUGAAUUUUAAUCUUUCUACCAACAUCUGAGCUGUUUCAUCUUUGCUUGCCUCCAGGUUGUUGGUUCUUACAACAUUGGGUUGAGGGGUGGAAUAUCUACUGUUUUGAACAAUCCCGUUUCGGGGCAUGUGAUUUAUGAGUGCUUGUGGUUGGAAUGGCUGCGAAGGGGAUUUCAUGUGUUAAAGUACAGAGGAAUUCAAAGGGGUUUACAGCUGUUUUGUCAUCAACACUUUGUGAAUGGCUUUUGAUUUUUCUAUUGUUCAUUGAUGCAGUAUUAUCAUAUUUGUUGACAAAGUUCUCUCGUUAUUGUAAGUUGCAAACACCUUGUCCUUUAUGCUCAAGGCUCGACCAUGUCCUGGGCAAUGAAGAACCUGAAUUUUAUCACAAUCUAUUAUGUGGGAAUCAUAGAUCAGAGGUCUCGUCCUUGAUUUCUUGCCAGAUUCAUGAUAAGCUUGCUGAUGUCCAUGGGAUGUGUGAAGAGUGUCUCUUUUCAUCCACCAUCAAGAAAUCCAACUCAGAAACACACAGAUUGUUGGUGGGUAAAUUGGGUUUGGAUCUUGAGUGUUUGGGAUUUCAGAGACCAUUCCUGAAAAAGGAAUCUGUUCUUGAUUCUCCGGACACAAAAACCUGUUCCUGUUGCAAUAAGCCAUGGAGGCCUGGACAGAUUGCUCAAAGAUUGCUCCAGCUUAGACCAACUGGAGCCGGGUUUACUAAACCUGAUAUUCCUUUGCAUCGGUUGCCAGGGCGUAGUCACUUAAAUCAUCGAGAUAACUUGAAGAAGAUAAGAGAUAAAGUUUCUGGCUCAGUAACAUCUAGUAGUCCCAGAAAUGGUGCUUCUGAUCACUUGUCUCAUGUAGGAUACAGUGAGCUGAAGUUUACUUCUGACUCUGAAUCUGAGGUUCCAUUAUCUGAUGAUGACAAUGUUGGUAGCCUGGUUCAUGAAAAGUCUGGUCGUAAGCAAAAUUUGACUGCCACAUGUGCUCCUGAGAGGUCUUGUAAACCAUUGUCGGAUGAUGUGGCCCUUGGUAAGCAGAUACAUCAAGCCUCUAACCCUGGGCCUUCACUUCUGGAUUCAUAUGUGCAGACACAUGUUUUUGAGACUCAUGAUAUGAAAUGUCUGGAUUCUGAAGUUGCUACUGAAAAUAGAUUUGGUGAACUCAAUUGGCAACAAGCUAAUCAGAAGUUCAAUCCUUCUGCAUUACCUGAGCUUAUUUCACUUGUUGAUAUUCUCCCAUCAUCCAAUAUUGCGGAAGUUCCUGCAGGAGCUGGAGUUUCAAUUGAGAAAUCAGCAAAUGUUACUGGAACCAGUGACAUUGAGCAUGGGGAAGCUGUCAAUUCGAUGAGUGCUAGAAUUGAAGAAGGUUUCAAAACUGAUCAAGUUUUAAAUGUCCCUGCUCCUUCCAUGCUAGACUAUGAAUUGCAGAUAGCUUAUGCUUGUGGCUCUAAUGGAAUUCAGAAGCUUCAAAAAUCAGCCUCCCUGAGGAGAUAUGAGUCUGGUAUGGAAUCUCUGAGUGGGAGUACCUUUGGUGAACUUGAAGGUGAAAAUGAUUAUGACCCAUUAAAACAACAGGUUGAGUAUGAUCAGAGAUGUGUGAGGGAUUUAAUGAGGGAAUUAGAGGAAGAAAGAAGUGCUUCUGCAGUUGCUGCAAACCAGACAAUGGCCAUGAUUACGAGGUUACAAGAGGAGAAAGCAGCGCUCCAUAUGGAGGCCCUGCAGUACUUGAGAAUGAUGGAAGAGCAAGCUGAGUAUGAUGUAGAGGCUCUGGAAAAGGCUAAUGAUCUCCUUGCUGAAAGGGAGAAAGAUAUACAAGAUUUGGAAGCAGAGCUUGAAUUUUAUAGGAAAGAGUUUGAAGAUAGAUCAGUGAUGGCAAAUAUGCAUGAGGAAACUUGUGAUCUGAAGAGGGGAAAUGAACCUGCCAUUCUCAAGAUUCCAUGGUUAGAAUUUGAAGAUGAAAAGCAAUACAUUUCAGAGUGUUUGAAGAAGUUGGAGAUGAAGCUUCAGCAAUGUGAUUCUGAUGGUGCUUCAGAAGACAAGCUUAAAGGUCAAGAUUCUGAGAAACCACUGCAUGAGAUAAACAAAGAGGAAGAGCUUAACAAUAAGGAUACCCGGAUAAACCACAAGAUGGAAGAGAAUGGUUGGUCAAAGCUCAAAGAUUUACCUAUAUCCAACGGAAGCCCGUCUGCACAAAAGGGAUCUAAUGCUUCAGUUGCUGACAGUCAUUUUGCUUGUGAAGAGAACAAUGAUUUUGAUUCUAAUGGGAAAGAAUGCUCCACACACCAUAAUGACGUUGAAUUGUUUGCUCUUCGAAAUGAAGUUUCAGAUCUUAAUGACAGGUUGAAAACACUUGAGGCUGACUACCAUUUUCUUGAGCAUACUUUUAACUCCAUGCGAAAUGGUAGUGAAGGACUGGAAUUUGUUCAAGAGGUAGCUCGUCAGCUAAGAGAAAUACAAAAGAUUGGGAUAAGGAAAGGAUGCCAAUCUGUUCCAUGAGUCUACAUAGCAACAGAGGAUACAAUCAAAAGUUUAGCAGAAGCCCAGAAGCUAAUUGUUUCAUAGAUCAACAGUUUGUGGUGAAGACUGGGAAUCGAUGUUUGCAUUCUGACAGAUUGCCCAGAAAUCCUAGUUGAAUGAAGGAGACUGCAGGCACUGCCUUCAUUUUUUGGAAGGAAAGAAUUGCACUCUAAUAACUCAUACACUCCAUCUACCUUCCUUUAUGGAUGCAGGGUUUCAAUUUCCUUUGAUUUGUUUGGAUUCAUAGGGUUAGCAGGUCCUUUUAAUUUUUUGGAGAUUUUUUUUUUUUUUUUUUUACAUUGAUCACUUGUUGAUGAGAUUGUGAAGUAGGCAAACUGCCAAUCUUCAUGUAAUUGUAAUCCAUGUAUAUGUUUGUUGUUGACAAGGUGGGUUUGAUGAUAGGCAAUUCACCCCAACUGUAAAUCCAAAUACACCUUGAAUUCACUCCAUUGUACUCAUUAUAUAUAAAAGAAGUUGAAAUUUCUUUUAGCUAUUA
Molecule: messenger RNA, 3723 nt
Organism: Vitis vinifera (wine grape)
Lineage: Eukaryota; Viridiplantae; Streptophyta; Magnoliopsida; Vitales; Vitaceae
Product: myosin-binding protein 1
Exons: 3
Coding region: 870-3206 (778 amino acids)
Molecular function (GO): myosin binding
Source: RefSeq, a predicted model, not a curated record